UUCAGCCUCUCUCGCUCUGGUGCUCUCUCUCUCGCUCUCUCUCUCUCGCUCUCUCUCUUUCUCAGUGUCUUGCUAUAGAGGGCUCCAAUAGCAGUUCCCAGGCAGUGUGAUCCGUGUUUGCAUGCUGCUAGUUAAUGCUGGGAAGAACGCACAGCCCAUGUGCUCUGUAUGGAUGUUGAUUUCACCCAGUACAGCUUGAUCCUCUGGAAGCGGGCGCAAAGAUGUCCAGCACACCCCAUGACCCUUUUUAUUCCUCUCCUUUUGGCCCUUUUUAUAGGAGACAUACUCCAUACAUGAUACAACCAGAGUAUCGAAUAUAUGAGAUGAACAAGAGGCUGCAGUCGCGUUCAGAGGACAGUGACAAUCUUUGGUGGGAUGCCUUUGCAACGGAAUUUUUCGAAGAUGAUGCAACGUUAACUCUGUCAUUUUGUUUAGAGGAUGGACCAAAGAGAUACACUAUUGGAAGGACUCUUAUUCCGCGAUACUUUAGCACAGUGUUUGAAGGGGGUGUUACGGACCUGUAUUACAUUCUCAAGCAUGCCAAAGAAGCAUACCACAACACAUCUAUCACAGUGGACUGCGAUCAAUGCACUAUGGUCACACAGCACGGGAAACCUAUGUUCACAAAGGUGUGCACUGAAGGAAGACUCAUUUUGGAGUUCACAUUUGAUGAUCUCAUGAGGAUUAAGACAUGGCACUUUACCAUUAGACAAUACAGAGAACUAGUACCUCGCAGCAUUUUAGCCAUGCACGCACAAGAUCCUCAGGUGCUAGAACAGCUGUCCAAAAACAUUACUCGGAUGGGUUUAACCAACUUCACUCUCAACUACCUCAGGUUGUGUGUAAUUCUGGAGCCAAUGCAAGAAUUAAUGUCAAGACAUAAAACAUAUAACCUAAGUCCGCGGGAUUGCCUGAAGACGUGCCUGUUUCAGAAAUGGCAAAGGAUGGUUGCCCCACCAGCAGAACCCACCAGACAGACGACCACAAAAAGAAGGAAAAGGAAAAAUUCAACCAGCAGCACAUCAAACAGCAGUGCUGGAAAUAACACAAAUAGUGUGUACAGUAAGAGGAAAAUACCACCGGCAAGUCUCAACCUGUCAAGUCAAGUUCCAUGCACCACUACAAAAAAAUACUUAGGAGAUAAGACACGAGUCAGACGGAAUUAUCGUGGAAUACGGAACGGUUUGGAUGUGAUGGUGGUAGGAGAACCGACUUUGAUGGGUGGAGAAUUUGGAGAUGAAGAUGAAAGGCUUAUCACUAGACUAGAAAACACUCAGUAUGAUGCAGCUAAUGGUAUGGAUGAUGAAGAAGAUUUCAACAAUUCACCUGCUUUGGGAAACAAUAGUCCAUGGAACAACAAACCUCCACCUAAUCCAGAUACGAAACCGGACAACCCAACACAACAAGCAUCACAAUAGUUUAAGUCACCAUUCAAGAACUCUCUGUUGUGAUCAGCAAGUUACAAAUACAAUUCAUUGCAUUGUUUUCCUUACUGAAAAUGUAUAAUUACAACCAAGAACUUUUUGCAAAGACGCCUAUUUCGUAACAGCUCAAAUAUUUUACUUGUGCAAUGACCUGAAGUACCGUCUUUGGUUUGAAUUGAUUUCUUUGUUGUUUGUGAUACUUUGGAUAACAAAGGCAUAUAAGAUAUGAACAGAUGCGGUCCAGUAUUGUUAAAUUAAACUCCAGCUAUCAUGCUCUUUAUUGCACAUCGUAGCUGGGUGUCACCUUAUAGCUUAGCUUUACUUGUCUGCAAAUGGAUAGAGGGAUACCUCAGUAAGUACCUUAAAAUGCAUUCAUCAUUGGUGAGGCUGUUUGGGGCAGCACGGUGUCCUUUAAUGUGUAAAGGAGAUUCGAUAAGCAUUCAGCUAUUAGCUUAAUAGAACUUUUACCUUAAUGCCUUUUUUCACUCAAUUGAGCUUACUAAUUCAGCAAUUCUUUGUGUCUUCUUUUCAGGACAUCAAGUCUUCAUACAUGAGUCAUGAAUUAAUACAGUAAUAUACA
Spea bombifrons (plains spadefoot toad) is the source of this 2004-nucleotide messenger RNA. It is a transcript of the gene LDB2, whose product is annotated as LIM domain binding 2. Gene Ontology annotation, cellular component: nucleus; transcription regulator complex. The record is from RefSeq and is a predicted model, not a curated record. Gene Ontology annotation, biological process: nervous system development; positive regulation of transcription by RNA polymerase II; negative regulation of transcription by RNA polymerase II. Gene Ontology annotation, molecular function: LIM domain binding. The coding region runs from base 222 to 1418 and encodes 398 amino acids. Lineage: Eukaryota; Metazoa; Chordata; Amphibia; Anura; Pelobatidae. The transcript has 9 exons.